AUGACAAAGAUUCCUGCAAAUACUAAGGUAAAGCUAUCGAUCGAUUUUGACAAAGCCAUGCUUCUCUAUGCGGAAUAUCCGCCAGAUGCCAACCAUGGCUUUGAAAUUGAACCAGCUGUCAUCGCAAUCAUGAACCCAGACACUGGAGAAUCAAUCUACCAGAUGAGAACUACUACGGCUUUGCUUACAUUGCCGACACCUGACUUCUCUAUGCCUUAUAAUGUUAUUAUUCUUACUUCCACUGUUAUGGCAAUGACUUUUGGCUCGUUUUUCAAUCUCUUAACAAAACGGACGGUCACAGAGGAAGAAGCAGAGGAAAUCAUAGAGCAUACUCCUAUUAGAAGGGCCAUCAAGAAAAUAAAGCAAACGGUAAAAGUUUUAAAGUCCAAGAUUGGAAAUAUUAAGAAGGAGUGA
Molecule: messenger RNA, 414 nt
Organism: Brettanomyces bruxellensis
Lineage: Eukaryota; Fungi; Ascomycota; Pichiomycetes; Pichiales; Pichiaceae
Exons: 1
Coding region: 1-414 (137 amino acids)
Biological process (GO): attachment of GPI anchor to protein
Cellular component (GO): GPI-anchor transamidase complex
Source: RefSeq, a predicted model, not a curated record